AUGUCUCAGUCUAUCCAAUUCUCGACUCCUUCACGCACUCCUCACUCUCUCCACCUCCCGCAAUCUCAAUUCCACCGUCCCAUCUCCUCCUUCUCCUUCCGCCAAUUCCCUCUAACCUCCACCGUCAAGUACACCUCAAUCAGAGCUUCCUCCUCUCCCUCUCCUUCUCCGGAUCUCGAUUCAAACUCCUCGCAGGUCCUUCUCUCCCCCAACGGCACUGGCGCCGUCAAAGCAGAGGAGAGAUCCGUCGUAGCUGCGGCGGUUUCGACGGAUACGGCGGGGAUAGAUGUGGAUACGGUGACGGAAGCUGAGCUGAAGGAGAAUGGAUUCAGGAGCACGAGGAGGACGAAGCUGAUCUGCACGAUCGGACCGGCGACGUGCGGGUUCGAGCAAUUGGAAGCGCUCGCCGAAGGAGGCAUGAACGUCGCGAGGCUUAACAUGUGCCACGGCACUCGCGACUGGCACCGCGGCGUUAUCCGUAGCGUCCGGAGGCUUAACGAGGAGAAAGGAUUCGCGGUUGCUAUCAUGAUGGAUACUGAAGGUAGUGAGAUUCACAUGGGAGAUUUCGGCGGUGAAUCUUCAGCUAAAACUGAGGAUGGUGAGAUUUGGACGUUCACUGUGAGAGCGUUUGAUUCUUCUCGCCCUGAGCGUACAAUUAGUGUGAGCUACGAUGGUUUCGCUGAAGAUGUGAGAGUUGGGGAUGAGCUUCUGGUAGAUGGUGGAAUGGUGAGGUUUGAAGUGAUUGAGAAGAUUGGACCUGAUGUUAAGUGUCUAUGUACUGACCCUGGAUUGUUGCUUCCUCGAGCUAAUUUGACUUUUUGGAGAGAUGGAAGUCUUGUACGUGAGCGUAACGCUAUGCUUCCAACCAUUUCUUCCAAGGACUGGUUGGAUAUUGAUUUUGGAAUCGCUGAAGGUGUGGAUUUCAUUGCUGUAUCGUUUGUCAAGUCUGCUGAAGUUAUUAACCAUCUUAAAAGCUAUCUUGCUGCUCGUUCCUGUGGAGGUGACAUAGGAGUGAUUGCAAAGAUCGAGAGUAUUGAUUCACUGACAAACCUGGAAGAAAUCAUCCGAGCAUCAGACGGAGCCAUGGUUGCCAGAGGAGACCUAGGAGCUCAGAUACCACUAGAGCAAGUCCCAGCAGCUCAACAGAGGAUCGUGCAAGUCUGCAGAGCGCUUAACAAACCCGUCAUCGUCGCUUCUCAGCUGCUCGAGUCCAUGAUCGAGUACCCAACUCCAACCAGAGCAGAAGUAGCCGACGUCUCCGAAGCAGUGAGGCAAAGAUCAGACGCGUUGAUGCUCUCCGGAGAAUCAGCCAUGGGUCAGUUCCCUGACAAGGCCCUCACUGUUCUCAGAAGCGUCAGCCUAAGAAUCGAAAGAUGGUGGAGAGAAGAGAAACGCUACGAGUCUACACCGCUUCAAGCCAUCGGCUCUACUUUCUCAGACAGAAUCUCUGAAGAAAUCUGUAACUCCGCUGCUAAAAUGGCUAACAAUCUUGGAGUGGACGCGGUUUUCGUCUACACGAAGAGCGGGCACAUGGCGUCGUUAGUCUCCAGGUGUCGUCCAGACUGUCCGAUCUUUGCCUUCACGAACACGACCUCGGUGAGAAGACGCUUGAACCUACAAUGGGGACUGAUCCCGUUCCGUUUAAGCUUCUCAGACGACAUGGAGAGCAAUCUGAACAAAACGUUCUCGUUGCUUAAAUCAAGAGGAAUGAUCAAAUCCGGUGACCUCGUCAUCGCCGUCUCCGACAUGUUGCAGUCUAUUCAGGUAAUGAACGUUCCAUAG
Microthlaspi erraticum is the source of this 1782-nucleotide messenger RNA. NCBI's taxonomy places the organism in Eukaryota, Viridiplantae, Streptophyta, Magnoliopsida, Brassicales, Brassicaceae. The record is from the annotation of a GenBank genome assembly.